GAUCGGAAAGAUGACGUAGCGUUCAGCUUUUGCUGGCCCUGAAGCAUCACGGGAUAUCAAAUCUCCACAACAUCAAAGCUUAACAGUAGCUGUUAGCAUUCGUAGCGAACUUCUGACUACAAAAACGACAAGAUCUCCGCGUCUGUGGAAAUAAAAUGACCUCCUCUCUCCCUCUCUCCUCCCUGCGUCUCCUCAUUCCCCCUCUCCGCCUCGUAAUGGCGGCCAUGUGGCGGGUUGUACGGCAGCAGAGCAUAAAGCAUUAUGGGAUGCUGGAGGACUUUGUCUCCAUGGUUACUGACGCUGUCCCACAGGUGCUGACAGACAGGCAGAGGAGCCUGCUGCUGCUCGCGUUCAGGGUCAAGCUGACCCUGUAUGACCCUGAACCACAAGCCAUCCAUGGUCACCUGGACAGUAUCCGCUCUAUCUCCAUGGCAACGCUGGACACAGACGUCAGUCAGUGGUGUUCUGGUCUGUUGACUCUAACUGAUAAACUGAUACAAAGCCCGUCUGUCAGACAGCACCUCCUGCAGGAGGUCUUCGACCACACCUUUGACUCUGCUCUCCAGUCUGUCGUCUCAGACUUCUUGUCCAGGCUUGACCAGAUGUUCCCGGUGCCUGACUUCAAACAGGCUGCUUCAUUGCUUGAUGCUGCCCCCAGUGGUGUGGAGGAGUGUCUGCAGGAAGUUGACUGGGAGAUAUUGAGGGAGCUUCUGACCAAUCAGAGCUGUUCACAGAGUCAAGCAACCACCGUAGUGGGUUGUGACCCAGAGAAGAUCCUCCUCUCUGUCUGGUCCCAUCCCCUCUUUACAAAGUUGACCCAUCCAGACACUGACACGGCUGUGCAAUCAGAUCCUGAGCCUGACUGGGUUGGUUCCAUGGAUCUGAUUAAGGAGGAGGUUGUUGUGAUGACAGAGAAUGUGAUGGGUCAGUCCUCACCACCAUUCAAACAGGAAGUGUCCAGGGAGAGUUCAGAAGUGGGCAGUGACCAGUGCUCUGUUGCAUCACUGCACCAGGAAGUCCACAGGACAAAGGACUCCGUGGAAAAGUGUCCAGACCCUGACUCACAGGAUCCAGUGGACCAAUCAUGUCAGCCAUGUUCGGAAGCCCCGCCCAGUGCUCUGUGCAACAUCUCCCAUAAUUCCCAGCGUGUGGCUCACAAAUGUCCUCGGUGCAGCAGAUGUUUCAUUUAUCGUUCUCAGGUGAUCCGUCAUCUGCGGACCAAUAAGUCCUGCGGUUCGGUCUUGAGGAAGGUCACAGCUGUGAACCAGCAAAGUUCGUCUCCUGCCUGUCAUGAUGAGCCCCGCCCCCCAGACAGUCAUCCUGCCAAAAGCCACACCUGUUUCCAGUGUGAUGCCAUUUUCAAGACCAAAUCUGAACUCGUGUCACACCAGCGGACGCACCGGGCCCGUCCCGUGUACCAGUGUGGACAGUGUGACCAGGAGUUCCACCACUUGUCCAGUCUCACCAAUCACAAGCAGACUCACACAGAGGGGGGAGGGUUCACCUGCAACAGGUGUGACAAGGUGUUUGGAUCAGCCCAAGAGAGAGACAUUCAUCGGCUGCACCACAGCCUGCCCGACCUCACCUGCACCGUCUGCGACCAGACGUUCAGCUCGCAAACGCUGCUCCUCCGACACCUGCAGACACACUCUGCAGAGGGGGCGGAGCCUCAGUACACCUGCCGCUUUUGUAACCAAACGUUUUCAGGAGUGACGCAGCUUCGUAUCCACCAGCGCAGCCACACCUUCCGCUCCUACCAGUGCGACCAGUGCAGUAAGGCGUACGGCUCGCUCACCGGCCUCCAGGCCCACAAGGCCAGCCACUCUGCCGACAACCUCUUCCUGUGCUCGCAGUGCGGCAAACGUUUCAAAACCCGCGAGGGGCUGGAGGGCCACCUGAGGACUCACACUGGGGAGAGACCGUACCGCUGCCCCUACUGCUCGAAAGACUUCCGUGCGCUGGCUGGGCUCAACGUGCACGUUCGGCGGCACACGGGAGAGCGGCCGUACGUGUGCACAGUGUGCGGUAAAGGCUGGCCAUCAGGUGGCGACCUUCAGAAGCACAUGAGGAUACACACGGGAGAACGGCCGUACACCUGUGAGGACUGUGGCAAAGCCUUUUCCAUUUCCUGUCACCUGACUGAACACCGCAGAAUACACACAGGAGAGAAGCCGUUCUCGUGUCCAGAAUGUGGUAAAUGUCUGCGGAGGAAGUUCGAUCUGAAGAAGCACAUGUUGUCGCACAGCAGCGUUCGUCCGUACGCAUGCCUGUACUGUCCAAAAAGCUACACCCGAAAAACUCACCUCAGCCGACAUUUGCUGACGCAUGGGGUCAGGGGCAGCGACGCCAUUACCGAGCCGAGUGACACGGCCUGAAGCCCGCACACCACGUUCUGGUCCGUCUCACAUUCACAUGCAGAGACUGGCUGGUUCUUCUAUGCUGUCCGUCCCGAAGGACUAAACUCUUCCUGUCGGUUAUUUUCAUUGUUACGUGCCGGUUGGAGGACGACCAUCUGUCCAUCUGUGGCGCCACUUUGUGAAUGUAGUAAAACUGGAAUCUCAGAUCACUUCCAAAGUGCAUGUCCACGUUUUCCACCUCACUUUCGAAGCUGGGUUUGACUUUAACGUCGACCUCUCUGUGACCUUUGUGGCCUCAGUCUAGGGUUGUACCUUCACCUUACGGGGAUUUCUGUCUGCUGCCACCUGUUGGAUCUCACCCCCGGUCACAUUCACUACAAGAGACGGAUGCAAAGUGAGCAGCUGCUGUUCAUCUUCAGACAGAGUGAACGUUUUAUGUGGUCAUGACACUGCCGGGAAGGCAGGGGCAAAAUAGAGGAGGCAACUGCCAAUCGGAGCAAAGGCAGCGUGACACACUGUGGAUGCUCAGCUAAAACAAAACGAUCCAAAAUGUGUAAUAUAAAUUAAUAUUUUUGG
Messenger RNA from Thalassophryne amazonica, 2933 nucleotides. Its product is annotated as oocyte zinc finger protein XlCOF6-like. Gene Ontology annotation, biological process: central nervous system development; regulation of transcription by RNA polymerase II. The transcript is spliced from 12 exons. The record is from RefSeq and is a predicted model, not a curated record. Gene Ontology annotation, cellular component: nucleus. NCBI's taxonomy places the organism in Eukaryota, Metazoa, Chordata, Actinopteri, Batrachoidiformes, Batrachoididae. The coding region runs from base 156 to 2375 and encodes 739 amino acids. Gene Ontology annotation, molecular function: DNA-binding transcription factor activity, RNA polymerase II-specific; RNA polymerase II cis-regulatory region sequence-specific DNA binding.